CCGGACUCGAGCUCAGUGUUGUUGUGACAGCCUGGAGGAAUUAACCGGGGCAUUCCAGACGCCUAUCUCAGGAAGUUUUGCGUGGGUCUUUUGGGAAUUCACCACCAAAGUGAAAGCGUCCGGUUCCAGUGGCUUCCUGGUAUGGCUGUGCGAUCGAGGAUAUAUAUUGGACUGCUCUCUCUCUGUGUGCGUUUGUCGCUCAGUUGGACAAUGUUUGCGGUCUGGAUGAUGCUGUGUGUGGCUUCUGUUGGUGCACAGAGUUCCUGUUCCAGCUUGCAGUACCAAGGGGACGACAGAUGCUGCAGCAAGUGCCCAGCAGGCAGCUACGUGCUGAGGGACUGUACACAUACUGCCGAGACUUUUUGUACUGCCUGUCGCAAGGGCGAGUACAUGGACGCCAUGAAUGGCCAAAUGCACUGCCUCAAGUGCUCACACUGUGACCAAGAAUAUGGAUUCAAGGAGUUACAAAAUUGCACUGCGACAAGGCCCAGGAUAUGUAGCUGUGCAGAAGGAUUCGACUGUGAGCACAAGAGUGACGAGGGAGGUUGUAAAACCUGUAAGAGGAGGCUGACGUGUCAGACUGGAGAGGGUGCUGUCACCACAGGGUCGCAUACGAAUGGGACCGUCUGCAAGCCCUGUCUGGAGGGAUUCUUCACCAGUCACCCAUCUGGGCAACCGUGUCAACCGUGGACCAGGUGCGAAGAGCUGGGGAUGGAGACGCUGCAAGUGGGGAGCCCAGUGUCUGACUCGGAGUGUGGACACAGGCAAGCCAAUUCCCUUCUGGGCAUUGCUGUCGGACUGAGCGCUGCUGUCAUCAUUUCUUCCACGCUGCUGCUCGUUUACAUCUACAUCCAGAAACGCAGAGGCUCAAUGAUUCUGAAAGACAAAAAGGAACCAUCACGGUUACUUAAGGAUUAUCAGGUCGGACAAAACAACUCCCUGAACUGAGGCAAAAAAAAUUAAUGGUCAACGUCUGAAUAUUUAUUAAUCAAACAUUAUUGUAUCUAACCCACCCCUGUCUUUCUCACUCUCCUGUAUCUGGGGUGGUCCCUCUAACACCGUCUCUCUCUCACACACACUCUCCUGUAUCUGGGGAGGUCUCUCUAACCCCCUCUCUCUCUCACACACACACACUCC
Molecule: messenger RNA, 1137 nt
Organism: Carcharodon carcharias (great white shark)
Lineage: Eukaryota; Metazoa; Chordata; Chondrichthyes; Lamniformes; Lamnidae
Product: tumor necrosis factor receptor superfamily member 5-like
Exons: 8
Coding region: 142-948 (268 amino acids)
Biological process (GO): B cell activation; defense response to Gram-positive bacterium; positive regulation of interleukin-12 production
Cellular component (GO): external side of plasma membrane; CD40 receptor complex
Molecular function (GO): antigen binding; protein binding
Source: RefSeq, a predicted model, not a curated record